AUGGCCGCCGACACCCGAUCAACGUGGAAGAGUUGGUGCAAAUGGUCAAGCAGCAGUUGGAUGAGAACCUGGAUCGUGAUUGCACUCCGAUGGGGGGGCUGUGGGUCGUACGGGGCGCCGUUCAAGGUCACUUGUGCCGCGUACGGUUAUACAGUUGUUGGUAAAGGAACGACGUCGCGGCUUUGGAAGGAGGUGUCGCGUGAGGCGGAGAUCUACCGUGUUCUUCGGCGUGUACAAGGGUCUGCAGUUCCAGUUUUCCCUGGAAGGAUUGACUUGGCCCAAGUUUAUUUCUUGCAUGGUGCGGGAGAGAUCCGCCACAUGCUCCUCAUGGGCUGGGGCGGCGAUAGUGUGGGCCGUAUCAAGCACGACGAAAACAUCCAACGUGCGAUUUCACGCUCCGAGAAGAAAAUCCGUUCUCUUGGCGUCUUCCAUCAGGAUCUCCGGCCAGAGAACAUUCUGUGGGACCCAGAGCUGAAAUGGGCCUUAAUAAUCGACUUUCAUCGAUGUACGUUGGAUCACCGACCGAUUCAUCGGCGACCUCGGUCUCUGAAGAGAUUAUUGUCCGGGACCGAGGAAUGGGAAGUAAAAUGA
Molecule: messenger RNA, 591 nt
Organism: Aspergillus glaucus CBS 516.65
Lineage: Eukaryota; Fungi; Ascomycota; Eurotiomycetes; Eurotiales; Aspergillaceae
Exons: 1
Coding region: 1-591 (196 amino acids)
Source: RefSeq, a predicted model, not a curated record